CUCAGCUUAUAAGGGACUUUUUUUUUAUUGUGGCUGAUCUCAUCUAUAGGGCACAUUUCUCCCCCAAAACAUAUCUACAUGUUUUUGAGGUCCGGCGGAGCUUUUGUUAUAUUUUUCCCAAAUUUGAUCCAUAUCAAUUCCUGAGGAUUAUUGCUGGAUUUCUAUGAUUUUUGUGCAUUCCCCCCCAAUUUGUAAUCGACUCUUUUGGUUUUUUGUUAACAGUUAAGUUAUCUCAUCAUGAAGCUGACGGGGAUAUUUUUGUUACUGAUGCUUUGGACCUGUGAGGGUGCCAGAAUAGCAGAGAGCGGAGAGGACAACAGCGUGUACGACUUGUUCGAGCUGGUGCAAGUCCCCAAGAAGAACCACGGAGUGAAUCAGGUGAAAGGAGACGACCCGUACAGCCCCGCCUACAAGAUCCUCAACCCGGACCUGAUCCCCCCGGUCCCCGAGCGGGCCCUGCGGGACCUGAUCGACUCCAUCCACGCCGAGAGGGGCUUCCUCCUGUUGCUCAACUUCAAGCAAGCCAAGCGCACGCGGGGCAGCCUCCUGACCGUCGAAAAGAAGGACGGCUCCGGUCCGAUAUUUGAGAUCGUGUCCAAUGGCAAAGCCAACACGUUGGACAUUGUUUUCUCCACCGAGAAGAAGCAGCAUUUGGUCUCCAUCGAAGAUGCGGAUCUCGCGACGGGCCACUGGAAGAACAUCACGCUGUUCGUGCAGGAGGACCGGGCGCAGCUGUAUGCCGGAUGCGACGAGGUCAACAACGCCGAGCUGGACGCGCCGAUCCAGAGCAUCCUGACCCAGGAGACGCCUGACGGCGCGCGGCUCAGGAUCGGGAAAGGAGCCGUGAAGGACAAGUUCAUGGGGGUCCUUCAAAACGUCCGCUUUGUUUUUGGAACAAGCUUGGACGCCAUCCUCCGCAACAAAGGAUGUCAAAGCUCGCCAGAUUCGAUGAUGAUGGAGAAUCUUAAUGGCUCGUCCGCCAUCAGGACAGAGUACACUGGCCAUAAAACUAAAGAUCUGCAGAUGGUCUGCGGUUUCUCCUGUGAGGACCUCAUCAGCAUGUUCAAGGAGCUCAAAUGGCUUGGCGUGGUGGUCAAGGAGCUGUCCGUUGAGCUACGUAAACUGACAAAUGAAAACAAGCUGAUUAAGACGCGCAUCGGCAUCCACAGCGGCGUCUGCAUCCACAACGGCAUCGUGCACAAGAACAGAGACGAGUGGACCGUCGAUGACUGCACCGAGUGCACUUGUCAGAACUCUGCAACAGUGUGUCGCAAGAUCUCCUGUCCCCUGAUUCCCUGUGCCAACGCAACUGUACCGGACGGAGAGUGUUGCCCACGCUGUGGAACACCGAGCGACUACGCAGAGGACGGCUGGUCUCCGUGGUCUGAAUGGACCCAUUGUUCCGUGUCAUGUGGGCGGGGCAUCCAGCAGCGCGGACGCUCUUGCGACCGUAUCAAUAACAACUGCGAGGGCACCUCCGUGCAGACGCGGGACUGCUACCUCCAAGAGUGUGACAAGCGCUUCAAGCAGGAUGGCAGCUGGAGCCAUUGGUCGCCGUGGUCCUCAUGCUCCGUUACCUGCGGGGCAGGCGUCAUCACUCGAAUCCGUCUCUGCAAUUCCCCAACCCCCCAGCUCGGAGGCAAGGACUGUGUGGGAGAAGGUCGCCAAACAGAAAAGUGUCAAAAGUCUCCAUGCCCCAUCAAUGGCAACUGGGGUCCCUGGUCACCGUGGGAUACGUGCACCGUUACGUGUGGAGGCGGCGUGCAAACUCGUAAACGCCUGUGCAAUGACCCUGCGCCAAAUUUUAAUGGGAAAGAUUGUGUUGGAGACGGCAAAGAAACGCAAACAUGCAACAAGAAAACGUGUCCUAUUGACGGGUGCCUAUCAAACCCUUGUUUCGCUGGGGUCAAGUGCACGAGUUUUCCUGAUGGUUCCUGGAAGUGUGGAAAAUGCCCUCUUGGUUAUACCGGCAAUGGUGUCAAAUGCAAAGACCUCGACGAGUGCAAGGAGGUCCCCGAUGCUUGCUUCGAGUUUAACGGCGUACACCGCUGCGAGAACACGGAGCCCGGGUACAACUGUCUCCCCUGUCCGCCUCGUUACUCUGGACCUCAACCGUUUGGGAAAGGUGUGGAGCAGGCUGCUGCUACUAAACAGGUGUGCUCGCCCCGAAAUCCGUGCCUGGAUGGAAGCCACAACUGCAAUAAACACGCGCGCUGUAACUACCUCGGCCAUUUCUCGGAACCCAUGUUCCGAUGCGAGUGCAAGCCGGGCUACGCUGGCAACGGACACAUCUGCGGAGAGGACACCGAUCUGGAUGGUUGGCCCAAUGCUGACUUGGUUUGUGUGGAGAAUGCCACCUACCACUGCAAAAAGGACAACUGCCCCAACCUCCCCAACUCCGGCCAAGAAGAUUAUGACAACGACGGCAUUGGAGACGCUUGUGACAUUGACGAUGACAACGACGGCAUUCCUGAUGACAGGGACAACUGUCCGUUCACCUUCAACUCCAGGCAGUAUGACUACGACCGUGAUGACGUGGGCGAUCGCUGUGACAACUGCCCUUAUAAUAGCAACCCUGACCAAACAGACACGGACAACAACGGGGAGGGAGAUGCCUGCGCCGUGGACAUAGAUGGCGAUGGCAUACUGAAUGAAAAGGACAACUGUCCCUAUGUGUACAAUGUGGACCAGAGAGACACCGAUUUGGAUGGGGUGGGCGACAUGUGCGAUAACUGCCCUCUGGAACAUAAUCCUGAUCAGGUGGAUUCAGAUGACGACCGUGUGGGAGACAAGUGUGACAGCAACCAGGACAUUGAUGAGGACGGACACCAGAACAACCUGGACAACUGCCCGUACAUCCCCAACGCCAAUCAGGCCGAUCACGACAAGGACGGCAAGGGAGAUGCGUGUGACCACGAUGACGAUAAUGACGGCAUCCCCGACGACAAGGACAAUUGCAGACUGGCACAUAAUCCUGACCAGGUUGACUCCGAUGGCGACGGCCGUGGAGAUGCAUGCAAAGAUGACUUUGACCAAGACAACGUGCCUGACAUCUACGACGUGUGUCCGGAGAACUUUGACAUUAGCGAGACAGACUUCCGCAAAUUUCAGAUGGUUCCUCUCGACCCGAAGGGCACUUCCCAGAUUGAUCCAAAUUGGGUGGUGCGUCACCAGGGUAAAGAGCUCGUCCAAACCGUCAACUGUGACCCUGGAAUUGCCGUUGGAUAUCAUGAGUUCAAUGCGGUGGACUUCAGUGGGACCUUCUUCAUCAACACCGAGAGGGAUGACGACUACGCCGGCUUUGUGUUUGGUUAUCAGUCCAGCUCCAGGUUCUACGUGGUGAUGUGGAAGCAGAUCACUCAGACCUAUUGGUCCAAUAAACCUACCAAAGCCCAGGGCUAUUCUGGCUUGUCAAUCAAAGUGGUCAAUUCCACCACCGGCCCGGGAGAGCACCUCAGGAAUGCCCUGUGGCAUACCGGCAAUACCGCAGGACAGGUCCGCACUCUCUGGCAUGACCCCAAGAACGUCGGAUGGAAAGAUUACACGGCCUACAGAUGGCAUCUGAUCCACAGACCGAGAACGGGGCUUAUCAGGGUUGUGAUGUACGAAGGAAAGAAGAUCAUGGCAGAUUCCGGCAGCAUCUAUGACAAGACGUAUGCCGGGGGAAGGUUAGGUCUUUUUGUCUUCUCCCAGGAGAUGGUUUACUUCUCAGACCUCAAGUAUGAGUGCCGAGAUACAUAAACGCACGGCGCUGGAUGUUCUGAGGAAUGCACCUUUUAGUCGUACGAACAUUUCUUUUACUCUCUCGUAAAGUCCGAGGACCGAUUUAUCUCCACAACGCUUUCUUGUGCAAUGCGUGCACUCGUCGAGGGCGAGGGGCAUGCGGGCAGCCUUCGUGUAACGUGACGCCGGUUUUGGGCCAAAAAAACUAAAUGG
Hippocampus comes (tiger tail seahorse) is the source of this 3936-nucleotide messenger RNA. It is a transcript of the gene thbs1b, whose product is annotated as thrombospondin 1b. Gene Ontology annotation, cellular component: extracellular region. The record is from RefSeq and is a predicted model, not a curated record. Gene Ontology annotation, biological process: cell adhesion; negative regulation of angiogenesis. Gene Ontology annotation, molecular function: calcium ion binding; protein binding. The coding region runs from base 238 to 3741 and encodes 1167 amino acids. The transcript has 23 exons. NCBI's taxonomy places the organism in Eukaryota, Metazoa, Chordata, Actinopteri, Syngnathiformes, Syngnathidae.